This is a messenger RNA of Melampsora larici-populina 98AG31, 429 nucleotides long. Its product is annotated as cytochrome P450 monooxygenase. Gene Ontology annotation, molecular function: iron ion binding; monooxygenase activity; oxidoreductase activity, acting on paired donors, with incorporation or reduction of molecular oxygen. Lineage: Eukaryota; Fungi; Basidiomycota; Pucciniomycetes; Pucciniales; Melampsoraceae. The record is from RefSeq and is a predicted model, not a curated record. The transcript has 2 exons. The coding region runs from base 1 to 429 and encodes 142 amino acids.
AUGCUAUGGAUCCUAGCAAAACAUCCCGAUUUCCAGGAUAAGUUAAGGAAAGAACUUCAAGAGGCAAGUGCCACACCAACGUCAAUGGCUGAUACAAUUCCAGUAAGCGGGGAUGGAGAGCCGAUUCAUAUUGCAGCUGGAGAAGAUACUUUCAAUUCAUCCAAAGAGGUCUUUGGACCAGAUGCUGAAGUGUUUCGUCCAGAUAGAUGGAUUGAAACGGAUCCAGUGGGUUCUUUACCUGGCAUUUGGUCACGUUUGUUGACAUUCUUAGGUAGACCUAGAGCAUGCAUUGGGUAUCAAUUUACUCUUAUGGAAUUGAAAGUGUUGGUCGCUGUGAUCAUAUGUCAUUUAUCAAUCUUCUUACCCAUCCUGGCACGGCUUGCCUUCCACACCACUUGCGCCAUCAGCUCCCACGUGCAACCAUUCUGA